CACAGUCAAUAUGCUUCUCAGACAGUCAGCAGUAAGACACCAUGGAGGUUACAACUUUCUGCAUCCCACUGUUGAUGAAUGUGUUGGUGUUGCUGGUUGCCCAUAUUCAGCAUGGUUAUCCUCAGACAACUGUUUCAGACGCAGCUUUUCGUAUCGUUCCAACCAGACUGCAGCUCUUUGAAUACGAGUCUGUCCACUUCACCUGUGAGGGGUUUAAUGUCUCAGCUGGGUGCAGAGUGAGAACCAUCAAGGAAUUCAUUCCAAAAUGUUCAAAUGACAUAAUAACAUCAACAGUGACCUGCACCAUUGACUUUGCCUUUCAAUCAGACAGUGGAGAAUACUGGUGUGAAGCUGGAGGAGGAAAGAGAAGCAACACUGUCAACGUCACUGUCACCGCUGGUUCUGUGAUUCUGGAGAGUCCUGCUCUUCCUGUGAUGGAGGGAGACAAUGUGACUCUGAGCUGUAGAACCAAGUUGACUUCCUUCUCCAGUCUCAUCACCAAUUUCUAUAAAGAUGGCCGCCUCAUCGGGAGCAGUCCUACAGGAAACCUGACCAUUGAAAGUGUUUUCAAGUCUCAUGACGGCCGCUACAAGUGCAACAUCCCUGGAGCUGGAGAAUCACCAGAGAGUCGGCUGGCUGUCAGAGGUGCUGAUGUGAUCAUGGAGAGUCCUGCUCUUCCUGUGACUGAGAGAGAAGCUGUGACUCUGCGCUGUCGAACGAAGGAAGCUCCCUCUGACCUCCCAGCUGGUUUCUAUAAAGAUGGUCUUAUCAUCAGGAGCAGCUCUACAGGAGAGAUGACCAUCCAGAUUGUUUCCAAGUCUGAUGAAGGACUCUACAAGUGCAGAAUCUCUGGAGCUGGAGAAUCACCAGAGAGCUGGCUGGCUGUCAGAGCACCUCACAGAGAGACCUGUCUCUGCUCGGAUCACUUCAUUUAUGUCCUCCUCAUCUUAAGGACUGUGUUCACCAUAGUGAUGGUGGCUCUGCUGCUGCUGCUGGUGGGACUGCUGCACUCUGGGAAACUCAGAGUCAAACAUAAAUAACUGAUACUCAUGUGUAAUGGUAGAGGUAGUUUGGACAUCAACGGGAUGGAGCCGAGAACAUCCCAUCCUCUGAGUCUAGGAAAUCCACCAAAGAUGCACUUUGCAUUACCAAGAUUUCUUUUACAUUUAAUUUUCAUCUGUUUUUAUUUUGACCUUUGUUUCAGUUGGGUUGAAGGUGUCAGACUCUCUUGUUUACAUGUUCAUAUGUGCAGAGACUUUCUCACACAGAAAAGGUUACAAACCACAGAGGUUCUGAUGCACGGAGUAUUUUUAAAAGACGGGCUGUGUGUUUUCUCAGUAUGUGUUGGUCUGUGUUUUAUUUUAGACUCUACAGAUGCUGCUGAUAAUUUUAGCUCCUCAGACACAAACCACAUGAGAACCUGUAGAUCUGUAGAAGAGGCGUUCAGGAGCCUCUGUAGAAACAACAAACAGCAGUGUAAAGAGUAAACUGUGUCUUGUAUAAUGGGAAGUAUAAGGACAGAAUUGAGUCAGUCUAAAUAUUCACAUUUGCUCCUGUUAAACCAUCGGCUGUGUUACUGCAUCACCUGCCUUUUUGUUUAGUUGUUGGUUCAGCAGGAGGGAGAUUGAGGGAGGAUGAGAGAAGAGAGAGUUACAAAAUAAUGUAACAUUAAAACCGAUUGUGUUUAUAUAUUUUU
Messenger RNA from Perca flavescens (yellow perch), 1696 nucleotides. Its product is annotated as low affinity immunoglobulin gamma Fc region receptor II-like. The transcript is spliced from 6 exons. Gene Ontology annotation, biological process: cell surface receptor signaling pathway; immune response. Gene Ontology annotation, cellular component: external side of plasma membrane. The record is from RefSeq and is a predicted model, not a curated record. Gene Ontology annotation, molecular function: transmembrane signaling receptor activity. Lineage: Eukaryota; Metazoa; Chordata; Actinopteri; Perciformes; Percidae. The coding region runs from base 42 to 1040 and encodes 332 amino acids.